AUGGACGGGUUAGCUGAGGAUGAAUCUUGCCGGUUUCGACCGCCCAAAAGUGUGCAAGAAGAUUCUUUGCUUGUACAGUCCAAGCUUAAAAGCACACGGUAUAAAGACAAGUGGGCCGUUGACGUUUUCAGAACUUGGCAAGCAGCGCGCGAGCAAAAAUUCUGUAUACUUGACGCGGGAAGCGUGUUUAAAGAUUAUGAUGUUCACCGUGUGCAAAGUCUCGAAGAGAAGUUGGAGGACCUGGAUAGUCUUUCCCUUAACUAUUGGCUCACAAAAUUCGUCCAAGAAAUUGCUAAUAAGAACGGUGGUCGCUAUCCGUCUCGUUCCUUGUAUGGAAUUGUUUGUGGCUUAAAGCGGUAUUUGGAGGACGUAAAUGGAGGGAAUGCUUUGAAUCCUUUAGACAGCAGCGAUAAGAGGUGAGUUUGGAGAAGUUAUACUUUAAUCCAGUGUGCUUUAUGUGAUAUACAGGGUGUCCCAAAAGUUCGUUCCUCUAAUUUCAUGCACUAUAACUUUUGAUCAAAAAUAUAUUUUUACACGAAAUUGCUAGAAGAUGUUUAUUUCUCUAUCAAAUACAUGUAUUCAGAAUUUCAGUAACUGGCAUGCCCUUUUUGUUUUUUUUUAUCACAUUCUGUAGCCGUUGCGGCAUGGGAUACAGCGUGUAGACCCACAAAUGAUCCAUUUAGAGCUUUUUUAUCACCUGGUGCGCAGGAUCCAGUUCAACUCCCAAACAAAAUUUGUUUAGUUUAGGCAGCUGAAAAAAAAAUAUAUUUUGGGCAUUCAUCUAAAAAAGAUAAUCAUCCCGGCCCCCUUCCACAGCAAGGCUUUCGUACUUCUUUACAAAUUUGAAACGAGCCGGGCGUUAAUUAACAGACUAAGCAGAGGAUUUUUUGCCAUCUCAGCGGCCUCUAAUUUUAAACAUUUUAAACAGCUUUUCACGGCCCUUUUAUUUGGUUUGCUAAAUAUGUGAGACUGAGCUUCCUUGUCGAGUCUCCUAUUUUGUAUCUAGCCUUCUUUAAAAAUAUUUUAGCUGCUUUAUUCAGGGCUUUAGGUCUUCCCCUUAGUUUCUUGCCUUCAAGACCUUCAUUUCUCGAUGAUCAUUCUACCACCCAAUAUUCGAAUUUUCCCAGUUUUUUAGCAAUUUCUACAACAGAUAAGCCAGUAAAUCGAAGUAUACAGCCUUAUGCUCUCACGCAGCUGAACGUUUUUGCGUUAAGGGGGUUUAUCUUUCGUGAUAUUCACAAAAAACAAGGAAGGAGUUCGAGCAAUUCGGGCUAUGAAACACAAAAAAUAUGUGGCUGGAAAAUAUACUCGCGCACGCGCACCUUUGGCGCGGAAGUACACAGAUCGAAUAUUCGAGUCAAAAGAUGGCAAAUUGUAUUGAAAGACACAACUUUUGUUGAAAUGAUUUCCUUACCAAGUUCAAUCGUACUGAAAUACAGACUUAUAAAGUAGAGGAACGAACUUUUGGGACACCCUGUAGAAACUUAGAAUGUUUACGAAAUUUAUUAUUUACUACUUUUCAGGUUUGCUAUUUUUCGUCGAUUCUUAGACGCAGAAAUGAAAGACGUAAAUGUAAACAGCAAAGAAUAG
Molecule: messenger RNA, 1590 nt
Organism: Porites evermanni
Lineage: Eukaryota; Metazoa; Cnidaria; Anthozoa; Scleractinia; Poritidae
Source: the annotation of a GenBank genome assembly